UUUCCUUGGUUUAUGAAGGAAGCAGAGCUUUCCAAGCAAAGGAGGGUGAAGUGAAGGCAUCUCUGACGAUCUUCUCCUGAGUCUUCCAAUAUAUCAUUUAUGUACAGUGAGCUCCUGGAAUACAGCGGAAUCUCAUGCUACUUCUUUCUUUAAUUUAAAGAGUAUAGUUUUUGGGCAUGGAAAUUCUAUCGUAUGGUUCGGCAUCAUGCUGUUAUGUAGUGAACUUGAAGUCGAAAUUGAGUGGAAGAUGCUUCAAUUCCCGACAAUUAGGAUUUCCCACUGCUGGAAAUCAAGGAGUUCAUAAUAGUAACAUCAUUUCUAGGUUCAAUAACAUGGAAAGAGGUUGUAGAUCCUUAAAUAAUCUUAAAGGCUCUAAAGAAAAUAAUUCCAAGGUUUAUAGUGGAGGCUAUGAUGGUUUUGUGGUUGAUGGUGAAGGGGUUGUAAGAGAUAUAUCAGGAAUAGAACAACCUGCAACCAAGGUUCUCAUUCCUGGUUUGCCAAAUGAGCUGAAGAGGGAGUCUGGUGCCAUGAUAAGAAGUUGCUUCUGGGAGUGGAAGCCAAAGCUUAACGUGCACUAUGAAAAGGCCGGGUGUGAAAAUUUGGAAUCCCCGCAGAUUCUCUUUCUUCCCGGUUUUGGUGUUGGUUCUUUCCAUUAUGAGAAGCAAAUGAAGGAUUUGGGCCGUGACUUUAGAGUAUGGUCACUGGAUUUUCUUGGUCAAGGGAUGUCGCUGCCUUUUGAAGAUCCCACAUUUCAGUCUAAAGCAGUGGGUGCAUCUAAUGGUAAAUCUUCUUCGUGGGGUUUUGGGGAUGAAACUGAACCAUGGGCAGAAAAGCUUGUGUACUCUAUGGAUUUGUGGCAGGAUCAAGUUCGCUACUUCAUAGAAAAGGUAAUUGGUGAACCAGUCUAUAUUGUGGGCAACUCAUUAGGAGGAUUUGUUGCAUUGUAUUUUGCAGCAUGCAAUCCUCAUUUAGUUAAGGGUGUCACAUUGCUUAAUGCAACACCGUUUUGGGGGUUUUUGCCCAAUCCUGUGAGAAAUCCAGGACUUGCAAAAUUAUUUCCAUGGGCAGGAACAUUUCCUCUACCACCACGUGUGAAAAGUCUGACAGAGUUGUUGUGGGAGAAAAUUAGUGAUCCAAAAAGCAUCGCUGAGAUACUUAAGCAGGUUUAUGCAGAUCAUUCAACGAAGGUAGAUAAUGUGUUUUUGCGUAUAAUUGAAACAACAAGGCAUCCAGCUGCUGCUGCAUCAUUCGCUUCAAUUAUGUUUGCUCCUCAGGCAGAAUUGUCCUUUGACGAGGCAUUAUCUAAAUGUCGAGCCAACAAUGUGCCCAUCUGCCUCAUGUAUGGCAAAGAAGAUCCCUGGGUGAGGCCAAUUUGGGGACUUCAGGUUAAAAAGAAGGUUCCUAAAGCUCCAUAUUAUCAAAUCAGCCCGGCCGGUCACUGUCCUCAUGAUGAAGUCCCUGAGGUCAUAAAUUUCUUGCUACGUGGGUGGAUAAAGAACCUGGAGUCUCAAGGCUGUUUCUCACUACCUCUGCUUGAGGACUCGGACAGCACAAAAUUCACUGUUGUCAAGCAGUUAGAAUUUAUCAGAGAAGACUCAAAAAAGUCAGUCAUGGUUAGGUAUCUAGGCAAUAGUUUAACUUUAACACUUUGGGAAAGGAUCAGAUCUUACAUCAAUUCUCAGGCCAAGCUCAGGGAUGUGGCACUCAAAUCUCAGUGAUAUUGUAAACUCUUCUGUGUAUAAAACCAUGUAUACUGAUAGAUCAUACAUCAUAGGGAUCCUUUGUAGGUUUUGUUGAUUUGUAAUCACUUGUGCAUGUAUAUCAACCUUUAAUGUAAGGGAAAAAGGAUUUUUUUUUUUUUUUAAAAAAAAGAAAACUUGAGCUCAUGUAGUAUCCUUCAGCCCCA
Molecule: messenger RNA, 1906 nt
Organism: Prosopis cineraria
Lineage: Eukaryota; Viridiplantae; Streptophyta; Magnoliopsida; Fabales; Fabaceae
Product: pheophytinase, chloroplastic-like
Exons: 6
Coding region: 177-1718 (513 amino acids)
Biological process (GO): chlorophyll catabolic process
Cellular component (GO): chloroplast
Molecular function (GO): pheophytinase activity
Source: RefSeq, a predicted model, not a curated record